UGAGGGCAGGGCUGUUGAGACGCGGCUUUCGGGGUAGUGGUUGGGAUCGUAGAUAAGGCAAGCAGAGCCGGCGGGCGAGCUGUGAGGCCUUUGGUGACUCCGCCAGUGUUGCCUUAGAAACUUGAAUUAGAAGUGGAAUUGGUGCUUUGCCAUGUAAGCAAAUUCUAAUGAAAUUUCCCUGAAACAGGCCCAACAACAGCAAGACAGGCUGGAUGCAAGUAUUUCUUGUUGAGGUAGCAUCUUAAGCAUCCAUUAUCAAAAUGUGGUGCUCUGUGGUAAUUCUUGGUCUGUUUGUGGUCCUCACAAGUGCCCGUAAUGUUCCAUACUUCCAUCCUCUUUCUCCUGACUUAGUGAACUAUAUCAAUAAGCUCAAUACCACAUGGAAGGCUGGACACAACUUUGCCAAUGCUGACAUGAGUUAUGUGAAGACGUUGUGUGGCACCUUCUUGCAUGGCCCCAAACUGCCAGAGAGGUUUGAAUUUGCUGGUGAUUUGGUCUUGCCACAAAGCUUUGACUCAAGGCAACAAUGGUCAAACUGCCCAACCAUUCGUGAAAUCAGAGACCAAGGCUCUUGCGGUUCCUGCUGGGCUUUUGGUGCAGUUGAAGCCAUGUCAGACCGGGUUUGUGUCCAUACUAAUGGCAAAGUGAAUGUGGAAAUUUCUGCUGAAGAUCUGCUCUCUUGCUGCGGGUUUGAAUGUGGAAUGGGUUGUAAUGGAGGUUAUCCUUCAGGAGCAUGGAAAUACUGGACCGAAAAGGGCUUGGUGUCUGGUGGCCUUUACGACUCACAUGUUGGCUGUAGACCAUACUCUAUUCCACCCUGUGAGCAUCACACCAAUGGGACUCGGCCCCCAUGCACCGGAGAAGGUGGUGACACCCCUGAAUGCGUCAAAACAUGUGAAGCUGGUUAUUCUCCUUCAUACAAGCAAGACAAGCAUUAUGGAGUGACUUCCUAUAGCGUGCCUGGCAAUGAGAAAGAAAUAAUGGCUGAGAUUUACAAAAAUGGACCAGUGGAGGGAGCCUUUACUGUUUAUUCUGACUUCCUCAUGUACAAAUCAGGUGUCUAUCAGCAUGUUUCUGGUGAACCAGUUGGUGGCCAUGCAAUCCGAAUUCUUGGCUGGGGUGUUGACAAUGGCACACCUUACUGGUUGAUAGCUAAUUCCUGGAACACAGACUGGGGUGAAAAUGGCUAUUUCCGAAUCCUCCGUGGGGAAGAUCACUGUGGAAUUGAGUCCGAGGUUGUAGCUGGAAUCCCUCGCACAAGCCAGUACUGGAAGCAGCUGUAAUCAUCCUGCCAGCUGAAUGGCACAUAAUCAUACUUAUAAAGAUAGAAGACAUGGUGGCAAUCCUUUGCUCUAAGACAUUUUAGACAUCAGGAAUUUUUUUUAAGCCUUUAACAUUUUUUUAAAAAAAAUAUACAACACAGAUAUCUCUAGCAGGCUCUCCUUGGGUCUGAAGCAUGAGGCUUUCUAAUUUUCACUCAACAAUUUUUCAUGACUGGCAAGACAGAAUGGCAAGGAAAUUAAGGUGAAACUGGCUGUUUUAAAUGAAAUACCUCUAAAGCAGUGGUUCUCAACCUGUGGGUCGGGACCCCUUUGGGGGUCGAACGACCCUUUCACAGGGGUCGC
Thamnophis elegans (Western terrestrial garter snake) is the source of this 1625-nucleotide messenger RNA. It is a transcript of the gene CTSB, whose product is annotated as cathepsin B. The transcript has 11 exons. Gene Ontology annotation, cellular component: lysosome. Gene Ontology annotation, molecular function: cysteine-type endopeptidase activity. Gene Ontology annotation, biological process: regulation of catalytic activity. The record is from RefSeq and is a predicted model, not a curated record. Bases 261 to 1283 code for a protein of 340 amino acids. NCBI's taxonomy places the organism in Eukaryota, Metazoa, Chordata, Lepidosauria, Squamata, Natricidae.